GGGGGUCGUGGGGAUGCUCCGGGAGAAGAGCCCCCGGCAGUCGGGGGCUGGGGAGGGGCAGGGCUGCCUCUGUGAACGGGGACCUCGCACCAGCACCUUCGCUGCUCCCUCUCUCCCUCCCCGCGUCUUUGUGUGUUUCGCUUCCUUUCACAGUAAACGUUCUUCCGAGAAAUUCCAAGGGGAUCUCAGCCAACCAGAGGGGGAAGGGAUGCCUCCCGCGCCUGGGUAGGGGGAGGUGGAGGCGGCGGAGGGAGCGGGAACUGGAGAGGCGAGCGCGCGGGCGAGCCGGCGUCCACUGGCUUUGGGCCCAGGACCGUACGGGGCCGAGAGCAGCCUCGGACCUCAGAGCCCUGGGUGCUCCGGCAGCGUGAGUCCCGCCGCCCCCGCCCUCUCGCGCCCCCAGCCCGGCUCCGCCCCGCCUCUCGCGCGGGGUCCGCGUCUGCGGCUGCGUUCCCCGAAAGACGAGGAGACUGCCCCAGGUUCCGGUCCGCAGGGAGAGCGAAGGACGCCGCUCCCCGUGCCACCAGCACCGCCCGGGGACCCUGAGCAUCCGAGCGCCAACACCCCAGGGAUCAGGUGCGGUCCUCCCGCACCUCGCCCUGCCCUCUCCUUAGGGCCGCGCCUGCCGCUGCCCCGGGGAGGAGGAGAAAACGCGCCCGACACCCCUUAUCCCACAGGCCUGCGCCCCGGAGGACCCCCACCCGCAGCGCCCGUGCCUUCCCGACGCCCACCUGGAGCAUGCUGCCCGCAGCCGUGAAGGGCCUCAGCCUGGCGCUGCUGGCCGCCCUGCUGUGCUCUGCGCCGGCUCAUGGCCUGUGGUGCCAGGACUGCACCCUGACCACCAACUCCAGCCACUGCACCCCGAGGCAGUGCCCGCCGUCCGACACAGUGUGUGCCAGCGUCCGAAUCACGGACCCCAGCAGCAGCCGGAAGGACCACUCGGUGAACAGGAUGUGUGCCUCGUCCUGUGACUUCGUGAAGCGGCACUUUUUCUCGGACUACCUCAUGGGCUUCAUUAACUCUGGGGUCUUGAAGGUGGACGUGGAUUGCUGCCACAAAGACCUGUGCAACGGGGGGCCCGGGCCGGGCGGCAGCCCCUGGGCCCUGGCCGGCGGGCUCCUGCUCAGCCUGGGGCCCACCCUCCUCCGGGCUGGGCCCUGAGGUCCCCUGCCUCCUGCAGGGCUUCUGAGGGGUGCCCCCGGCCUGUGGCUGCCCCUCCUCUGCCCGGCUCCGCCUCGGCACGGCUCUGCCACCCUCCGCGGCCCUCACCCCUGCCUGUCUCCCCACCAGCUCCGAGUCCUAGCCAGCAGGGCGCCUGCCGGACACCAGCGUCCCUCGGGUGGGCUGGAUGUCUGGGGAUGAGGGCAGGGGGCUGGGACCCCCACUCGCUGAGCGGCAGCCGGGCUGAGCCAGGCCCGGCUCAGCGGCUUGGCUGUGAGGGUGUCUUCUACCGAGAAAUAAAGUGGCUUCUGCAUCCAGA
Messenger RNA from Artibeus jamaicensis (Jamaican fruit-eating bat), 1480 nucleotides. It is a transcript of the gene LY6H, whose product is annotated as lymphocyte antigen 6 family member H. The transcript is spliced from 5 exons. The record is from RefSeq and is a predicted model, not a curated record. Lineage: Eukaryota; Metazoa; Chordata; Mammalia; Chiroptera; Phyllostomidae. Gene Ontology annotation, biological process: acetylcholine receptor signaling pathway. The coding region runs from base 739 to 1161 and encodes 140 amino acids. Gene Ontology annotation, molecular function: acetylcholine receptor inhibitor activity; acetylcholine receptor binding. Gene Ontology annotation, cellular component: plasma membrane.